CUACAAGUACCUGGCCCUGUUAUGUCGACCCUGGUCUGUACGCGAUACGGUGGUGAGCCUGUAGUAGCAUUAUUGUUUGAACUACAAUAGAAUUCAAAAUGAAAUGAAAUUUCAGAAUGGAAUUGACUUUGUCAGCUACAGCUAUUGCAAGAUUCCUCUAGCUCUGUAACUAAUGUACCUUACUUUCUUCUUCAGGUUCGUACAUGUUAUUAUCAUGUGUCAGCUGACAGGCUCAAGCAGUAACCAAUUUCGAAAUAGUCCUUUGAAACUGUAAGACAUUGACAAUAGUCGAUAGUGUUCCAACACUUCUAGAAUUCAGUGGUGAAAACGUCUGCAUUGUCUACGUGCCUGGCGUGCAAGAGGUGGUGCACGCUGUGAAGCAAGCAUGUCAUCAGCCAGGGAAGACCUGAAGACGAAUGUUUCCCAUACAGUUCCCUUGCAGUGCCCGAUAUGCCUGGAUCAGGUGAAAACGCCGAUGAUCUGUCCAAACCAGCAUAUAUUCUGCAAACAGUGCAUCGUAUCCUGGCUCAAGUCACAUCCUGUAUGUCCAACAUGCCGCGUGCCACUUACUGAGGCCACGUGCUUGCCGAUACGAGGUGGCGACGCAACUCCGGAGUCUCUUAAGGACGACCAGCAGACGCGUAUUGAACUGCUCCACGCACGCAGCAAGGUACUCGCCAAAGGCUAUAAGAAAGAAACCAAGGCCCUGUGCCGUGAGGUGGACCAGCUGCGCAAGCAGGUGUCCCUGCUGCAGAACGGCCUGGUGACUCGUGUGUCUCUGAUGGAGGACGCCGUCACCAGUCUUCUGCCGCCAGUGUCAACGUCAUCAUCGUCCAGUGCUGAGGCUGCUCCAACGCCGGUGUCAAACCAAUCAGAGAGCAUUGCAUCGCCACGGCAACAGCAACAGCAGCCAUGCGCACAGUGCAAGGAGAUCAUUGCCCGCUAUUCCAAAACCUGCUCUACACUGCAAGCGACCGUUUCCGAAAUGCGAAAGAGCGAGCAGAAAACAGAUUGCGAGAGGACGAUAAUGUCGCAGGAAAUCCGCCGCCUGCGCCAAGAGCUGGUGACGUCGUCGCCAAAGAAGCCCAACCGGUACGCUGCGGCCGCCGAAGAGAGUCGCACGGCCUCGCUGGAGCGUGAGGUCAGCCAGCUGAAGCGUGCCUUGGAGAGAAGCGACCGCUGCAUCGACGAUCUACGCCAGCAACUAGCCACCUCCGCGUCGUCGUCAUCAUCACCGUCGUCAAUGGCAAGGCACAUGCCACCGAGGGUUGCCACAGUAACUAAUAGUUCUGGUUCUGCCGUGGCAACGAAGGCUAUUCCCACGCCGGCCACUCCGCCGGCCACUCCACGCAAGCGUCGUGCCGAAACGCAGUCACACGAGAGCAGAGGUCUCUCUGUAGGCAUGGCGGCAGGCGCUCUGGCGCGUAGCAGCUGUGCAGCAUUGCCAUGGAAGCCUCUGAAGCUGGACUUUUCUGGAAAGGAUGAGACAGUUGAUUAUUCGCCGGUCUUGUCUGUUAGGACAUUGUGUGAUGGAAGCUCUUCGGGUUCUCCUUGUCUGAAUCCUGCUGUGGCGAAUAGCCCUGCUUCCAGCGCAGCGCUAAUGAUGCCACCUGCUUUGCCGCCGGCUGCGGGCUCUAAUCUUACUAAUGAAUGUACUGAUAACAUUGCGUUGUGGCCAGGGACGGCUGGGUUAUCCGCACAGGCAGCCUUGGGGACGGCUGGGAUAUCCACACAGGCAGCCUUGGGCACCGCGGCGCAAUCAACAACUCUUUCGCUGGCCGCAGCCAUGGACAUUGCACCGCAGCCAGCAACGGCCGGAGUAGCCACAAUAACGGGCUUUGCACCGCGGCCAGCAACAGCUGUGAACACUACGGCAGGAUUAUCAACAGCUGUGAACACUACGGCACGACCAACGACUCUUACAUUGGCUGCAGCACGACCUGCCACAGCUGGAUUAUCAACAGCUCACAAUAUUGCAGCACAUCAAGCAAUGGCUGGACUAUCAACAGCUAUGAGCAUUGCAACGCGACCAGCAACGGCUGGACUAUCAACAGCUAUGGGCAUUGCAACGCGACCAGCAACGGCUGGACUAUCAACAGCUAUGAGCGUUUCAGCACAAUCAGCAGCACCACACCUGGUAGCGGCUUCGCGAACAGGACUCGAGGCGCGAUGGGCGCCAAUCCACAACUCAGCCGCAAUGGUGACACCAUCUUUCACUGUCGGUAGACAAGAAGGAGCCAGCUACCCUACCAACCACCCUGUCUCGAUGCUUGAAGGAGCCAGCUACCCUACCAACCACCCUGUCUCGAUGCUUGAAGGAGCCAGCUACCCUCCAAACCACCCUGCCUCGAUGCUUGAAGGAGCCAGCUGCCCUCCAAACCACCCUGCCUCGAUGCUUGAAGGAGCCAGCUGCCCUCCAAACCACCCUGCCUCGAUGCUUGAAGGAGUUGGCUGCCCUCCAAACCACCCUGCAUCGAUGCUUGAUGGAGUUGGCUGCCCUCCAAACCACCCUGCCUCGAUGCUGGUAGGAGCUAGCUGUCCUCCAAACCACCCUGCCUCGAUGCUGGAAGGAGCUAGCUGUCCUCCAAAUCACCAUGUCUCGACUGUUGAUGACUGGGCUGGACCAUGGUAUUUUAGUCAGCAACAAUAAUCCUUCAAAACUGGAUUUUAGUUCUGUUUGUUUAGAUUAACUGUGUGUACUGGCACCGUGGACGCUUAGCAUGGUUAUUGAGAAGAUGUUGUUUUUGCUGUCUUUUAGUCUCGCAAUUGUGUAACGGUAUAAGUACGAGUGACUACACCACCGUACUUGUGCCGCGCUCUGCCCUCGUCAUGCUGCAACCCUAGCAUGUUCCCCGGUCCAUUCUCUCUGACAGUGAAUCUCUCCUUCCGCUUCCUGUCUUGUUCUUGUCACCGUCGCCAUUUUUGUUGUUGUUGUUUUGUUUUUAAUGUGUCCAGGCCUCCUUUACGGGCAAAAUAAACACAAUGAAAAGCCCCGCUGAUUUGCCACUGCUCCACUAACUCCCACAUCUCACGACAUCCUUGUCUCACUACAUCCUUGUCUCACGCCAUCCUUGUCUUUUAUCCGUAUGUGUUACUCCCGCCUGGCUAUUGCAAAUCACUUUCUGUCUGGCGUAUCACACUUCACAGCUCGUACUUGUACAUAUGUAUGAUACUGUACGACAUCUGUACUGUACUAUAUUCUGUACUGUACGACAUCUGUACUGUACUGCAUAUGCUGCACUGUAUGUGGUAGUUUAAGUUAACUCAUUGCAAGCACCGGUUGUGCGUGUCUUGGAUAGCUGUUGGAACUCAUAGUGCUGAUGCUACCGGCACUGCCCCUGUUGCUGCCGUCACUGCUGUUGCGGGCUGCAGCUAGCUGUAAUGUGCUGCGAGGUGUCGGUUUGGCCGGUGUACAGUUGGUCUUGGCACUUCUCUCCUGUCUUUUACUAACACUAUCGCUCAGUGCAGUGGUUGUGCUGAUGGCAUCAUCACGGAUGCAUUGUAA
Molecule: messenger RNA, 3505 nt
Organism: Sycon ciliatum
Lineage: Eukaryota; Metazoa; Porifera; Calcarea; Leucosolenida; Sycettidae
Product: proline and serine-rich protein 1-like
Exons: 6
Coding region: 386-2650 (754 amino acids)
Biological process (GO): regulation of DNA replication; protein monoubiquitination
Molecular function (GO): ubiquitin-protein transferase activity
Source: RefSeq, a predicted model, not a curated record